Aedes aegypti (yellow fever mosquito) is the source of this 943-nucleotide messenger RNA. Its product is annotated as proteoglycan 4-like. The coding region runs from base 165 to 812 and encodes 215 amino acids. NCBI's taxonomy places the organism in Eukaryota, Metazoa, Arthropoda, Insecta, Diptera, Culicidae. Gene Ontology annotation, cellular component: nucleus. The record is from RefSeq and is a predicted model, not a curated record. The transcript has 2 exons. Gene Ontology annotation, biological process: poly(A)+ mRNA export from nucleus.
AGACUUUCCGAUUUCUCGCCUUAUUCAUUGUAUUCUGCUACUUCGGUCCGAGCGAGUGUCGAAAUUCGUCAGACGCGUGUCGAUUUGUUGACUAGUGAAAAAUAUUCGGUCAUAUCGGUUUACUUACUGGAUUCUUCUGGCUAAUUUGCCUUUGUUAGAUCAAAAUGGACUACAACAAAAUGAAAGUGAACGACCUGAAGGCGGAAUUGGCCGCCCGUAACCUGGACACGAAAGGCGUGAAAGCGGUCUUGGUGGAGCGUCUCAAAGAAGCCAUCGAUAAUGAAAACAGCGGAACUCCUGCCGAUUCCACGCCAGCCGUUGCAGCUGCAAAAAAAUUGGAUGUGGGUACACCUGGUCAAUCCACACCUAUUCGUCGAAGUCGACGACGUUCGAUGACUAGGUCACCGUCCCCCACAAAAACUGAAGUAACCCAGUUGGAAAGCGUAAGCGAAGAGGCAGAACAAGCGGAUUCGGCGGAUCCAUCCAGCGCUCGCAAAAAGCGUAGAACCAGAUCGAUCACCAAGUCGCCAUCUCCGACAAGAACAACUGAAGUUAAGCGUUUGGAAGUGUUGGAAGAGGAGCCUGACGUUGCGGACAAAACUUCGGAACCAACAACCCCGAAGAAACCGUCGGUUGCCGACACAAAUGCUGAAAAAAAUCAAGUGACUCCGAAAGCUGAAACUACACCGACCAAGGCAGCUGCCAGUCCGGUGGUCACUCCUGUGAAGACAACUCCAACACCUAAGCAAUCAGUAACGCCUCAAAACGCAACGAAAACUGUCGUAACGCCAGCCAAAAGCCGCCGAUGCUAAGCCAACUGGACAAGUUACACCCAAGAAAUCAGCUUCCGAACCACAACCUGAUGCACCAAAAGAUUCCAAGACACCUGCUAAGAAUGAUACCGCCAAGCCAGAGGAGGCCGAUUCAAAGGAAGAGAAAACCA